AUUCGAGUUAAUAUGUUGUUCACUCUUCUGCUGCUUGGCCUCAGCCCUUCUUCUGCUGACCGCUGCGCUUCUGUCCCUCCCUCGCUGUGGUGUGGCAGUGACGAGCUCAGCAAGGAGUGUGGAUCUGAAAAACUCUGUACUCGGUACCGCUCAGCGGCUUACAACAAGGCUAUAAACCUCACGCUGCUUGUGGAAGCACUGUGUCCCUUUUGUCAGGGGUGGAUGGUCGACGAGUUCUAUCCAAACGUUUUCAAAAACUUUGCCGAAUUCAUCAACGUCGAGUUCGUGCCGUUUGGAAACGCUGAGAUUAUCAACGGUACAAUUACGUGUCAGCAUGGACCAGAAGAGUGCAUGAUCAAUCGUUUUGAAUCGUGUCUAAUCCACGUGCUUCAGUCGCAGGACCAUUAUUUAGGGGUGCCGUUCGAGAACGCGAGCGCCCUGUGUUUCAGAGAUCUGUCGAUCGGUGAAGCAGACCAAAACCUGAUUCAAUCAUGCAUGGUCUCGGAGCUUGGGGAGAAGCUCCAGCAGGAAGCAGCUGAGAAAACUGCAAACGUCUGGCCGGAUCAACACAUUUUUGUCCCGUGGAUAAUCGUGAACGGCGUAUCGUUGAUUAGCAAGCAGGCGAUGAUCGACAAUCUGCCGUAUCUUCUCUGUGACUGGUACACAGGCGACGAGGAAAUCCCGUUCUGCAGCUCAGAAGAGGCAAAGAGACGCUCGAAUAGUGCUUUGAGAAGAAAUCGAUUGAUUAAUUAA
Molecule: messenger RNA, 753 nt
Organism: Angiostrongylus costaricensis
Lineage: Eukaryota; Metazoa; Nematoda; Chromadorea; Rhabditida; Metastrongylidae
Source: the annotation of a GenBank genome assembly